CCCAGGCUGUGGCUCAGCUCUUGGAGGGAGUCGAGCACCAGGCAUCCAGCAGUUAAGUCGUACCCCUGCCAGCAUGGCCAGUGAAUUCAAGAAGAAGAUCUUCUGGAGGGCUGUGGUGGCCGAGUUCCUGGCCAUGACCCUCUUCGUCUUCAUCAGCAUCGGCUCUGCCCUAGGCUUCAAUUACCCACUGGAGAGGAACCAGACACUGGUCCAGGACAACGUGAAGGUGUCUCUGGCUUUUGGUCUGAGCAUUGCCACUCUGGCCCAAAGUGUGGGUCACAUCAGUGGUGCUCACCUCAACCCAGCUGUCACACUGGGGCUCCUGCUCAGUUGUCAGAUCAGCAUCCUCCGGGCUGUCAUGUACAUGAUUGCCCAGUGUGUGGGGGCCAUCGUCGCCACUGCCAUCCUCUCGGGCAUCACCUCCUCCCUACCUGAGAACUCCCUUGGCCGCAAUGAGCUGGCUCGAGGUGUGAACUCUGGCCAGGGUCUGGGCAUUGAGAUCAUUGGCACUCUGCAGCUGGUGCUGUGUGUGCUGGCCACCACUGACCGGAGGCGCCGUGACUUAGGUGGCUCAGCUCCUCUUGCCAUUGGCUUCUCUGUGGCCCUGGGACACCUGCUGGCGAUCGACUACACCGGCUGUGGUAUCAACCCUGCCCGAUCAUUUGGCUCUGCUGUGCUCACCCGCAACUUCUCAAACCACUGGAUUUUCUGGGUGGGGCCAUUCAUCGGGGGUGCCCUGGCAGUGCUGAUCUAUGACUUCAUCCUGGCCCCUCGCAGCAGCGACCUCACAGACCGCAUGAAGGUGUGGACCAGUGGCCAGGUGGAGGACUAUGACCUGGAUGCUGAUGACAUCAACUCUAGGGUGGAGAUGAAGCCCAAAUAGAGGAGGCUUGGCCUAGGCAUCCAUAUGGGGGUGGGGCAGGGAUGGGUGGAGGGAGGGGAGGGCUUAAAUCCUAUUGUAGACACUCUGACAGGCUGACCAAAGUCACUCCCCGAGACCUGCCUGACCUGAGUGGUCCUGCCUCGUCUGGGGCAGCAAUAUCAAUGUCUUUCUUUCUAUUUCCUGGUCUCAGAGCUUCCUGGGGACCAAGAUUUAUCAACUCAGCACCUCAUUCCAUUGACACCAUGGAGGAGUGAAAGGGAGGGACCCGCUUGCUAGGUGUCCCCUCAGAGUGUGCUAGAAAGUCCCCCUCAUCCCAAAGUUGCCCAGCAAGUCACCCACCUUAGGUGCCUGGAAUCCUGCCAUUGUUGCUUUGUGCCUUUGACCUUGGCCUUCUUUGAGUAGGCAUCUUGUCCCCAAACUUGGAGGGAGAGGAGGUCCCCUAAAACUUUUACCUUUGGUCUAUCUUACCUUUAGGGCCCUUCCUCUUAGACUCACUAUAGGACCUUGAAAUUGUCCCUGUGUGCUGGGGCUUCAGUGACCACAUCUGUCAAGUGGCAAGGAAGGAACCGCUAUGGGGACCCAUAAGAGGGGACAUACCACAGGUUCUAGAAGGAACAGUCUAGACAGCAUGCUCUGUCUACCUGGCCUGAGCUCUUUCCCAACAUCCACAGCUCAUGAGCACAUGUGGAUGAGCUAUGAAGCAGAGAUGUGGUUUGGGGUGCUGGAAAUGCCUGUCACCCAAAGAGGCCUUCUUUAGGUCGGUCUGCGGUAGCAGAAUGAAGGACAUUUUGUGGUGGAGGAAGAGCUCCCGCUCAAUUAUCGAGCUCUAGUUGGUCUGCCCAUCUAGUAUGGCCCUAACCGGAUAGUUUUUUUCAGUCCUCCAGGCCCCCAUGCAGUGUAGAUUCAGGGGAUGUGUUUAUUAAAGAGCGUUGAGCUAAGUAUCACCGUCUAAGGACGGAAGCAGCUGGACAUGGAGAAAUCCUGGGACAGACACCCACACUGGGCAUGCAGGGCCUUGGGUGCCCUAGCUCACACCAUAAUCAAGGAGGUCACUCCCGCCCUGGUUGAUGAGCUCCUGGCUGUCUGUGUUCUGGACAACCUCAACAGGCUCACUAUGGGACCCUAGGCACAGUCUUCUUUCUUUAUGGACCUGAUGAGGCAUCUUCUGCUGCAGCCCAAGGACAGGUCAGAGCACAGGCAGCCCAGGGGCUGACAUCCUAAAUUCAGCUCUUUAGGCUAGUCCAUCCAAUCCCAUCAGGCCAGAGUGGCUCCACCACUGUGCCCUUAACCUUGUUGUGAACAUAAACAGAUAGGCACAUUCUUCAGGUGCUUAGGAACAGCAGGACAGUCAGAAGGCCUAUGGUUACAGCCUCAUCUCCACUCCCUAGCAGGCACCAUAGCCCACUUAACAGAUAAAGACACUGAGAACCCAUGUGCCCAACUAGAUCAUAUUGGGUCAAUCUUAACAGCCAAGGUCAUGUUUGGCCGCUCCCUGGUCAACGACGUGGACUCCUCUCACCUCCAGCUUCUCAGUUUCUGCCUGGGUAAUGGCUAAGGGUCAUGGGUGGUGAUGAGAGACUAUGUUAGAGGGGGCGGGGUGGACCCAUCCCACCUGGUUCUGGCUACAAUGAUCAAGGACCCCACAUCUGUCUGCUCUGUGUAUGUUUCUUUGCAAUUGAAAUUUUAUCUUAUGGUAAGAAAAUAAAGGACAAUGACUUGUAAGGUCA
Messenger RNA from Microtus oregoni (creeping vole), 2610 nucleotides. It is a transcript of the gene Aqp1, whose product is annotated as aquaporin 1 (Colton blood group). The transcript is spliced from 4 exons. The record is from RefSeq and is a predicted model, not a curated record. Gene Ontology annotation, cellular component: membrane. Gene Ontology annotation, molecular function: carbon dioxide transmembrane transporter activity; glycerol transmembrane transporter activity; water channel activity. Gene Ontology annotation, biological process: renal water transport; carbon dioxide transmembrane transport; hyperosmotic response. NCBI's taxonomy places the organism in Eukaryota, Metazoa, Chordata, Mammalia, Rodentia, Cricetidae. Bases 74 to 883 code for a protein of 269 amino acids.